Molecule: messenger RNA, 5935 nt
Organism: Bursaphelenchus xylophilus (pine wood nematode)
Lineage: Eukaryota; Metazoa; Nematoda; Chromadorea; Rhabditida; Aphelenchoididae
Source: the annotation of a GenBank genome assembly
AUGGAUAAAAAAUUGAAGAAGUCUCGAUGUGUCAGUGGCAAGUCAAAUAAUGCAGAACGAACGGAGAGUAAAAAGGCGGGUAUUUCGAUUUUUUUGGAGGAAAAUUUUUUUUCAAAAAUUUUUUUACCAAUUUUUUCAAUUUUUUCUGAAUUUUGCGAAUUUUUUUGGCCAAAUUUUUCGAAUUUUUCAAUUUUUUGGCCAAAUUUUUUUCAAUUUUUUGAUUUUUUUUGGCCAAAUUUUUCUGAAUUUUUCGAUUUUUUUGGCCAAAUUUUUCGAAUUUUUUAAAAUUUUUUUUGGCCAAAUUUUUCUGAAUUUUUCGAAUUUUUUUGGCCAAAUUUUUUUCAAUUUUUUGCCAAUUUAAAAAAAAAUUAAAAAAAUUUUGGCUCAUGCUUCGAUAAAGACACUUUAAAAUUUCUGUUUUUAUCUAUGGCGAAGAAAUCACGUCCAUUUUCCAUUCCAGGUCCUCACCGGACAGCCCGCGCUUACCUCGAAACUUCAUGGGCUCGAUGAAGAGCUGAAGGUGAGAAUUUUGCUUUUUAUUGCUCUUCGUAUCUUCCCAUUUUUCGUAAAUAUUUCUUUUUACAGAGAAUCAUGCGGACUCGCCGUCCCAGAAGUUAUCUGGUUGAAUCCAGCGAACAAGACGAACGACCGCCGGGCCAAUUUUUUCUGGCUUCGGAAAGAGAGGCCAAUCUGGAACCAGUGGUGGUCGAUGAUAAAGAGGACGAAGGUAAAACUAAAACGGCUUUUUAACAUUUAUUUUGGCUAACUAGGAAAUAGUAUGAUGAAAUGAGGGAAAAAGUUCCUUAUUUUGGCCACAACAAAGGUACUCCGCGAACUGCGCCCAAGCUUGGGCACUAAAGUUGGGAAAAAACGCUUUGACCUAGCUGGCACUGGAUUACUAUAAUAGCUCUAUAGUUUUAAGGGUACCUACGAAGGCUACGACGACUCAUUUAGUUCCAUACGGAGGCAAUAAGUUUGGUUCCGGACAUGUUUCAUCGUAUAAAGUGUAAAAUCACAGGCUGCAGCCGUUUUUGAAGGGUAAUGUGGUACGUAAAAAAGAAGGUACCUCGCUGACUAAAUCCACCGUCCGGGCAUUGACAACGAUGACUUGAGCGUGCACGCUAAAUUUGGGCUAAUUCCGACCAGUUUCCGCAAAGUUAUAAGUUGUGGCCAGAAUAAGGAACUUUUACCAGGAAAGCUCCUCAAGUGCAACUCUCAGAUUUUCUUUGAAUUUUACACACUUGUUGCGCAUGGACCACAUAUCAAAUCCUGAAUGUUUUAGCUCGCGUUUUGCAGGCGCAGCCGAGAUAUUCAACGAUCUUUGCGGCCAAAGAGAGUACGCGAAAUGCGGAGAGCGGUCAGGCAAAACACUUUUUUGGCCGUAUCUUUGCUAGUUUUGCGCGGAAAAAAAAUAUUUUUUGUGGAAACGUUACACUCUGCAGUAAAAAUAGGCGUAAAAAUUUUCAUGCCAAAAUUCGCAAAAAAAGUGUCAAAUUUUUGUAAAUUUUCGACCUAAAAUCUCGGUCGUUUCUGCAAAGUGCGAGCUAGGAAUCCCGCAUUUAUGUUACAAAUUGUUAGGAAAAAUUUAUCUACAUCUGGCUUAAUUUUCAUCAAAAUCUGAAUGAGUCUCGCAGUAAUUUUCAAAUGAAAUUUGGCAGAUUUUUUUUGAUAUUUAGGUGGUCAAAAAAUAAAGAUUACUUUUGAAUAAGCAGUAUGGUAUUUCUACAAAAACUCAAUUUUUUCCGGGCAAAAUCCGCAAAGAUACGGCCCAAGAACAAAUUUUUGUCUUACCGACUCUCUUCAUUUUAUGUGCUCUCUCGAAAUCUUGUCUCAUAUCUUUGUUGUUUUUAGAAAAGGCGCUGUAAAAUUUUUAGUGAUUGUUUUAUGGCCUGUGUAGAAUAUCUGUGCAAAAUUUGAAGUAAAUUGAACCUCCACCUUGGAGUAAUACCCCUUUCAAUAUCAACCGAAUAAGCGAUAUAAUUUCCUUUCCAGAGAGCCUCGCGGAAACCGAAAAAUGCCCGAUUACCACGCGAAGCGACGACUUGAUUGCGGUGAAUGUGCAGGAUCGUCUGGUCAACUUGGAUGGACGACAUUUUUUGAUCAGAGAAUUGGAUCCGGUCACUUCGGACAGGGAGGGACUUCAGGUUGAUAAAGAAGAGUUGAGACGGAUGAUACAAAGAGGUGAAGACCUCAGAAAAAAGUAAGAAUAAGCCGUCUUUUAGGACUGGAGUCUGAUUUUUGAAUCGGAAAAACCCUCAGGCGAAAUUUUUAGUUAUUUUUUAUAAAAAGCCCUCAGGCAAAAACUUUAAUUUUACUCUAAGUGCGACCGGAUUUUUAUGAAACUUGGCACAAAUUUAGAAUAAUUUUUUCGAAGACAUAUGCGAAACUCCUAGCUCGCGCUUUGCAGGAACUACCGAGAUUUUAAGGCCGAAAGUUGGAGAAAUGUAAAAAAAUUUUUUGCGAAUUUUGGUAUGAAAAGUUGCAUAGCCACUUCUACUGUAAGGAGUAAUGUUUCCACGAAAAAAUCAUUUUUUUCUGCCCAAAACUGGCAAAGUUAUGGGCAAAAAAUGUUUAUCUGUGACCGCGUACUCUCUUGGUCUCGAAGAUUGCUGAAUUUCUUGGUUGUGUCUGGAAAGCGCGAGUUAGGAUUUUCAGGAAUUGAUAAGUGGCUUUUGUUUCACGUGUGUGCAAAAUUUAAAGAAAAUCUGAGCGUCGCGCUUCGCGAAAAUUACCUUGGUCCCCCCUUACCAUUGUUUCCUUCGAUCCAGGUCUGAGGCGGUAUCUCCCCCGUCUAACUAGGCCCCUGGUCAAGCAUAUGUCCAAAACUUAAAGAAAAUCUGAGCGUUGCAGUUGGAAGCCUUGAUUUGCGAACCCUUCUCUGCAACCAAACAUGCCUGUAGCGAGGAAAUUUUUUAGGUCCCUUGCGAUUCGUUGCACAAAAGGUCCACUGUAGAUAAACUUUUGGUUUGUCGGAAAAAUAAAAAGCACAAUGUUGCUCCGCCGAUUGCAUCGCUGAAUUGAAAAGCAAUUUGAUUUUUCCGCGUCACAAUUCAUUUUCCCGGCGGCAAUACGAUUUUCGAUGCGACAGCGCACGUCAAACUGAGGAGUCCGGUGACCGGAAUAGACCCUUCGCUAUCGGUUUUUUACACAUUGAUUUCACAGAGAGAGAGAGAGAGAGAGAAAAAAGACAUGCAAAAGCGUACUCUCUCGCCCCAAAAAUUCCCUAUUUCUUCCCCGACAAAACCUUUUUUCGCGUCUUUUUUUGGCAAAUUACCAAUCCUAUACUGUUUUGGCUUAUCUCAGUUUGACGUGCAGCGUGCUCGUGAUUUGUCUGAUAGACUGAUGUAAAAACUAACGUCUUCAGAUAUUGCGGCUGCCAUCCGGUUGCUCCACAGCCCAAGGGAGCGGAGGAUGAGCUGUGGAUGGACGAUCCGGAACCUGUGAAUGACGAUGGAGUACCGAGUUCUGAGCCGGCCACCACUAAAAUUAACCACUUUGAUGGAGCCGAGAGGCCCGAAAGAUAUGAGAAAGUGAAGAAGAAUUGCUCAACUUCUAACAACGUUGAGCCGAUUCGUCCGGAAAGUCAUCGGAAUUUGAAUGUUUCUAAUUCUGAAGCGAAGAAAAAGCAGCCAAAAUCUGAUGACGUAAAAGAUUCAGGAGAAGAUUUGGAAGUCAAUACGGCAAAGGAAACCCCUUCGAAGAUCCGACUGACCAGCUUGCAAGGGCAAGAUGAGAAAUUGACGGAGAAACCGCCGGUCCAAAAAAAGUCUUGCCCAGUUCUUUUGGAGGAUAUCCCAGCGAUCAGCCCGACUGAACCAACUCAAGAAGGAGACGAGGGGAAAGAGAAGAGCAAUGAGAAAGAUGUGGAGGUCGAGCCGGAAAAAAGUUGUGGAGAUAGAGCCAAAGGUAGGUGGAAAGAUGUAACAAAAAAUUUAUAUUAUACUAGGUGGAUCAGAAGGGUCUCGAGGGACCAAGGGAAGAUUUUUUUGAAAUUUCGCACAGAGAUUUGACAUGCUGGAAAUGUUAUCUGCUGAAAAUUUGAGUCUAUGAAUUGAAGGUAGCGCGCAGAUAUAUAGAAAAAAGUUAUAUUGUACUUGAAGGUUCAGCCCUAAAGUUGACGUGGUCAGAUUUCUUUGAAAUUUUGUAGGCAUGCUCUGUCUGGGCUAUAGAUAAAUCACCAAAAAUUUGAAAGAAUGAUUUAGAGGCCGAACAGGGAUAUUGAUAGCAAAGGGUAUAUUGAGUGGGUAGCAUGAUAUAUCCGCCAAAAUUCAAUUUUUUCCGAGCAAAAUCCACAAAGAUAUGGCCAAAAAAGCGAAUUCUGUCUUGCCGACUCUCCUCAUUUUACGUGCUCUCUCGAAAUCUUGUCUCAUAUCUUUGAUGCUUCUAUAAAAUACGAGUUAAAAUUUUCAGUGAUUGUUUUAUGGCCUAUGUAGAACAUCUAUGCUCAUUUUUAAGUAAAUUGAACCCCCACCUUUGACACAAUGCCCCUUUGAAUAUCAACAGCAUGAGCAAUAUAAUUUUUUUCCAGAGAGCUAGGUAUUGCUGUUGGCGCUUCAAAACGAUUUUUUCUUGGGUGAUUUUGAUCGAAAAUUUUUUUUUUCUUCGUUUUUAGAUAAAAAGCCGCCAAAACCACCCCGCCGCAAGAGCCCUUCUUCUUCAAGCUCUUCAAGUUCAUUAGGCCCAAAAUUGGUCGAUCGCCCAUCCAAGAGUGGCGUUGUUUCCAGCGCCGAUCGUUAUGUGAAGCCGAGGAAGAGCGGCUCCGAGUCCAAGGAGCAGCAUCGAACUCGAAAGCCGAGUGGUCAGAACGCGACGUGCAGAGAUUGCAUCUUGUCUUGCGGAUGCGCCGAAAAGCCGAAGGAGAAGAAAACGCUGGUCAGGAAUCUGGAUUUGGCCCCGAAAUUCAAGGUGAGUUGAGUAGUUUGAGGUUGGAAAUGGAUUGGGGUUUUAGGGAGGUGACUCAAAUGUAGGAUUUCUUUGUCUAUUUUUUUUUCGAAAUUUGUCUCAAUUUACCGGAAAAAAUUUGACCCUAUAAAGUUUCAUAUCUGUGAUAUUUUUGCCGUAGAAAGCAAUGUUUCUACAAAAAAAACCAAUUUUUUCAAGGCUAAGCUUGCAGAGAUAUGGCUAAAAAGUGAUGUCGACGAGGGAUCAUGGAGAAUGAAGAGAGCGGUCAGAGAGAAGAAACUUUUUUAGCCGUAUCUCUGCAAAUUUUGCAUGGGUAAAAUUGAUUUUUUGUGGAAACAUUAUUCUCUACGGUAGAAACAGGAAUAAAACUAUUCAUGCCAAAAUUUGCAAAAAAGAUGUAACAUUUUUUCCAACUUUCGAGGUAAAAAUAUCGGUUUUUUUGCAAAGCGCGAGGUAGGGGUUUCACAGUGGACGACCUGAUCCAGUGGCAAAAAACGUACCAUUUUGCAUCCGGGAAGGAUAAAAAAUGUGGCAAAAUGCUUCCCUGUUCAAGUGAAAAAACGUCGUUUUGAAGGGUGCGCUGAAAUCUAAAAAGUUUUUUCACUCCGAGAGUGAGGUUUUUGCCACAUUUUUUGAUGCUUCCUGGAUGCAAAAUAAUACGUUUUUUGCCACUGGAUCAGGUCCCGCUGUAUAUCGUAUAAAAAAUUUGGCCAAAUUUUUGACAAUUUUCAUCAAAAUCUGAGCGUUGUAAUUUGAGAACUUUCUCUAUAAGACCAAAUUAAAUAUCUGUACAACCAAACCUCUCUAAAACAAAUAUUUUUUUAAUACCCCUGGGAUUUUGCCAAAAAAAUUGUAAUUUUUUACCAAUCUCCUUUUCCAGACCGAGCAGCUCCCGCACGGCGUCAUUCUGCACAUCAAAUUCUCGGUGCACGCGCCCACCGGCCUCACUCGCGACGUGCACGCCAUCUUCGACAUGCCCAACUACCAACUUCGUCGUAUCGUCGUGGACGGCGCCGAGUAUUAUCGUGUCUAA